Drosophila takahashii is the source of this 2692-nucleotide messenger RNA. RefSeq names its product ring finger protein goliath (gene gol). Lineage: Eukaryota; Metazoa; Arthropoda; Insecta; Diptera; Drosophilidae. The record is from RefSeq and is a predicted model, not a curated record.
CCGAAUUGGAUAUAUCCGUCGGCUGGCAUUCGUCUGCUGCUAGAUUGGCCCUUCGAGUGGCGCGUAUCUGCGGAUCUGUACUAAUUGCUCUCUGUCUCGGUUAGUCAGUGGUUUUGUGAGCAACUAAUUGUAUCGGAACUAACUCAACUGCAGCUUGACAAAGUGUAGCAUCUAAACAUCUAGAGAAAACCGUUGGGUCGCGAAAGCGCUUAAGCAAGUGUCUUAAAGAUACAGGGGCAGUCUAUAAAAAGAAUACACAUACCUGAAUAUAUUCCAAUCGCGUUCGCGUAACAAAAAAAAUGAAUAGAUAAAGCAACAACAAUAACAGAAAUUAUUACGAAAAUGCGCCAAGAAAAUUAAAAAGUGCAGAUAUAUUUCGAUCGUACUGAAGCGAAGAAAGUAUCUGCUGUUUAUUUAUGUUGAACGUGUGUGAGUGGGGGGUACAAACAGCUGUUGGGGCAACAAAAGCAUCGAAUAGUCCGAGCGUUGAAUACAUUUCGACAGCAGACGCAAAACGCCAACAAUAGUGAAAAUUCUUUCAUUUCCAAGCUUCUAAAAAAUCGACAAUUUUUAAUUCCCCGCCAUUUUUCUCCAGCUGCCAAACCACAAUUGCCCGAGGCAAAUGUGCCACUCUGAUUAGAACCGAAAACAGUUGAAAUACUCCCGCGUCAUGUAUUUACCGGAAACGCUCCUACUGGCCUGCCUUGUGCUGCUGUUCGGAGGACUACCGCAUCUCACUUCGCCCACAACAACCACAACCUUAGUGGCGGCCAUGUCCAUUGCCAAUCAGGACCUGGAACGUUACUUUAGGCCAGGAAAUGGCACGCACACCUUCUCCAGCAUGGAGGACCGCAUCGCUGUGGACGUCUACAACUACGCCUUCCUCAACUGGUCGUAUGUGGAGCACGGCAACACUCUGUGUAACAUGGACUUUGCCCAGGAACAGGCUCGCUACGGUGAGGGCAAGGUGUUGAACGUAACGGGUCGUCUUGUACACAUCAGCGCCUCGGACAACGUCAGUGACGACUUUGCCUGUACACCGUACAUCAAGGGAACCCAGGGAGCCCCCAUACCAGACAAAGGCGUGACCUGGAUAGCCUUGGUCCGGCGCGGACGCUGCACCUUCGAGGAGAAAGUCAAACAUGUCUACCAGCAGAACGCAGCCGGCGUCAUUAUCUACAACGACAAGCAAGUGAUGCAAUUGGAGAAGAUGCAGAUCAAGGGCAAGACAAGAAACAUAGCGGCAGUGAUAACUUAUCAGAAUAUUGGACAGGAUCUGGCCAUUACUCUUGAUAGGGGCUACAAUGUGACCAUCUCGAUCAUCGAGGGUCGACGGGGUGUACGCACCGUCAGCAGCUUGAACCGAACAUCAGUGCUGUUCGUAUCCAUAUCAUUUAUCGUGUUGAUGAUUAUUUCGCUGGUUUGGCUCAUCUUCUACUAUGUUCAGAGAUUCCGAUACAUGCAGGCGAAGGAUCAGCAAUCGCGCAAUCUUUGCUCUGUUACCAAGAAGGCCAUUAUGAAGAUUCCAACGAAAACGGGUAAAAUUAGCGAUGAGAAGGAUUUGGACAGCGACUGCUGUGCCAUAUGCAUCGAGGCCUACAAGCCCACGGACACCAUACGGAUAUUGCCAUGCAAGCACGAGUUCCAUAAAAACUGCAUCGAUCCUUGGCUCAUUGAGCACCGAACCUGUCCCAUGUGCAAGCUCGACGUUCUCAAGUUCUACGGCUAUGUGUUUCUAGGCAGCGAGGAAAGUAUCCUGGAAUACCAGCCGGAUCCCCCGCAGGGAAUGACCAUUGUGGAAGCUGGUGGUGGAAGCUCUGCGGACCCUACAGCCGGAGCAACUCAGCCUAGGCCUAGCGCCUUGGCGGAUCUCAUUCGAAGUCGCGACUUUGUAAUCGAUUUUCCGCGAGUAUUUGUCCUCGACAGCGGUAGUGUUGUGGGGGCACGCGAAAUGCUUUUCCCGACUCGCCUACCCGAGCGCUCGCAGAGCUCCCUGUCGCUGAGACAAGCCCGCGAUUGGAUGAGCCUAAUGAGCAACAAGCUGGAGGAGCAGCAGGGUCUGCGCCGCCUGCGCAAGGAUGAAAUGCAGCAGCAACUUCUAAGUGCGCGUGAGUCGGCUCGCCACCGUCGAUCGCGUUCUGCGGAUGGACGCUACUCAACCGGAUGCUUUGGUGGUCGCCAACGCCAGUCCUCUGUGCAGACUUCUGGGCCAACUCAGGCGCAGCUGCACAUCGAUGCCACCCAGCUGCGCCGCUCCAGCUCAUCCCGGGCCUUGCAGGAGUUGACGGACGCCGCCUACGCCCAGUCAAGGCAGCGACAGCGAGAAACCUUUGACUUUGCCAGGACUCGGCGCCGAUUCAUGAGGCGCGAAAGCGACGAGAUAUCCUUGCGCUCACUGCCCAGACGAGGAGCAGCCCCUGCUCCUCCCCGGCAGUUGCAUCGGGAGAGGGAGGCCGAUGCAAGCGGUCACAGUGACCAAAUUACUAUUCAGGUGAACGGGGAAGGUGUCGACCUCAACGAGUGAUUGAAACUGCAUACGCUUAUUUAAUGAAGUAAUUGUAUAAAAUAUAAUGUAUCUAUUUUAGAAACUGUAAAGUAAUAAUGUUAAUGGACUUUUAUGAAUGAUCCAAAUAUGGAGAGUCAUAUCUCGUUAAACUCCUAAUAAAGUUCGCAAAGUAUUGAGGCCUAUAAA